GAUAGAUUAAUGAUAAUUAUUAUCUUUAUCAGGUGAGGAGAGUGAGCAAGUGUGUUGCUUGCUUAGUAUCCAAUCCAAGACUAAAUCAUAUAUCAUAACGUAAGGUAGGGUAGGAAUAUCAAGCAACCCAAAGAUCCCCCACACAAUUUUAUUUGAUGAUUGAUAGCAAUUAAAAACAUUAGAAAAAAUUAUCAUCAGAAGAAGAAAAAAAACUGAAUUGUUUGUGAUGGCCGAAGAAAAAGAAUCAACGUCAAUUCCUCUAAGUCAAGCUGAUAAUGUCUCCUGCGAAGAUCCCGAAGAUCCAGCCAAGACUCCUCCAACCUCUCCUAACUCCUCCACUCGCAGGGCUUGCUGCUUUGUUCUUCAGAGUUGGGUUUCUAAGAAGUUUAUGACCGGAUGUGUGGUUUUAUUCCCGGUCGCAGUUACCUUUUUUAUUACAUGGUGGUUUAUUCAGUUUGUUGAUGGUUUCUUUAGUCCGCUAUACUCCAGUUUUGGUGUUGAAAUAUUUGGACUUGGUUUUAUUACAUCGUUAGCUUUUGUGUUUGUUAUUGGUGUUUUUGUUUCGUCAUGGAUGGGUGCCACUGUCUUCUGGAUUGGAGAAUGGUUGAUAAAGCAAAUGCCCCUUGUUAGACAUAUAUACUCUGCAUCCAAGCAGAUUAGUGCUGCAAUUUCUCCGGAUCAAAAUACCACUGCUUUUAAAGAGGUUGCAAUUAUCCGUCAUCCGCGCGUUGGUGAAUAUGCUUUUGGCUUCAUUACAUCAACUGUUACUCUACAGAAAGAAAAUGAAGAUGAAGAGCUCUGUAGUGUUUUUAUCCCUACAAACCAUCUGUAUAUUGGCGAUAUAAUUCUGAUUAACUCCAAAGAUGUUAUAAGACCAAAUCUUUCCAUUCGAGAAGGAAUAGAAAUCAUUGUUUCUGGAGGAAUGACAAUGCCACAGGUGAUAUCUCCCAUCGAAAGAGUUGCUCAUCCGAAUGAGAGAAUAUCUUUGAACAGAAUCGGAUAAAGGGAUGAACCAGCGGCUUAAUAUAUGACUUGUAGUUAUCGUCCAUUAAACCAUGCAUGACCCAUAUGGUGAUGGAAAUUGUAUUGUGUUCCUCUGAUGGAAUUUGUAUACGAAAAUUAUUGUUUAAUAUUUUACAGUUUAUAUCGAAGCUGACAAUUGAGCAUGAUACAAUGUAUUUAUUACAAUAUUUGUAUCCUUUUCUUUUA
Medicago truncatula (barrel medic) is the source of this 1209-nucleotide messenger RNA. Its product is annotated as protein LIKE COV 2. Lineage: Eukaryota; Viridiplantae; Streptophyta; Magnoliopsida; Fabales; Fabaceae. Gene Ontology annotation, cellular component: Golgi apparatus. Bases 227 to 1003 code for a protein of 258 amino acids. The transcript has 7 exons. The record is from RefSeq and is a predicted model, not a curated record.